Molecule: messenger RNA, 4677 nt
Organism: Ostrinia nubilalis (European corn borer)
Lineage: Eukaryota; Metazoa; Arthropoda; Insecta; Lepidoptera; Crambidae
Gene: wfs1
Product: wolframin
Exons: 10
Biological process (GO): endoplasmic reticulum unfolded protein response; calcium ion homeostasis
Cellular component (GO): endoplasmic reticulum membrane
Molecular function (GO): protein binding
Source: RefSeq, a predicted model, not a curated record
CACCUAAUCUCCUUUUGUCUAUAAUAAUAACUUUCAUUCUGCUACUCCACUGUCACUUAUUUAAUUUUAAUGUGUUGUUUAAUUAAUAUUGCCCACCACAUCUCAAAGUUACAAAUCUCAAAACCUUGGCGUUUCGUUUUGCAUCGCAAAUAAUGACAUUUGCAAAGACUGUGAUUGAUCAAUCACUUUUGACAAAUUGAAAUAUUCGCGAGCGGAACUGGAGGAAAGUCAAAACAUUACAAUUAAUUGGAAAAAAUAGUGGUUUAUUCUAAAUCGCGUGAAUGUACGAUAAAAAAAGAAUUGAGACAUUAAAGUUUAGUUAUUUAUGUGUGUUAUAAUAUGCCGGUAGGUCGAAAACGGUGGAAUCUUCAUGAUGGGCCACAAGGAUCUCUGCGGCGGCUGCGCAACCAGCUGGCCGAGGACGGCUGCGCCGAGUCGCAGGUCGUGCUCGCUAAGCAACUGCUAGAAGAGAAAUGUGAGCUUGAAGCAGAUAAAAUAUCGAACUUCAAACAAGCUUUGGAAUGGCUGAUAUGUGCUACUGAACAGGCCCAUCCAGAAGCUAGAAGAAUGUUGCGAAGGUGUAUCCGUAGCGGUGUGAUAGACGAGGACAGCGCGGCGAUUGUCCGCGCCAAGUCCUGUCUCGCCGCGAGUCGCCAGGAGACGGUCGCUAGGAAGGCGGCCAGAGACCUCUUCGCAAGCCUGUCGAACGGAGAGCAGUACAUAACGACCGCUCAGCUCGAGCGAAGGAUCCGCGAGAUCUGCAGCACCACGCUCUGCAAGCAGGACCCGGACUCCCCGGACGAGGACGACCCGGGUGAGGUCUAGUAUAGUGACACUACUACUGUAUGCAGCCUGUCCAACGGAGAGCAGUACAUAACGACCGCGCAGCUCGAGCGAAGGAUCCGCGAGAUCUGCAGCACCACGCUCUGCAAGCAGGACCCGGACUCCCCGGACGAGGACGACCCGGACGAAGCUCGUGCACUGGGCGACGAGCAAGCCCUGGAGCCGUCGCAACUACAGGCCGGGGAUCAACCGCAUUCCAACGGGACCCUGCGCCCUACGCACGCGCCCGACGAUGAUUACCCAGACGCCUGCGCACCAAACGACGACAUCCGAAACCUAACAGUUGACAAUCUUGUCUCAGCAGCCGUCGACUACUGUCAAGGAGAACUACCCCUCGUGACAUAUGACCUCACUCUCACAGACCCCAGUGUCAAAGCCUUAGACCACAUCCCCUUGCUACACCAAGCAUUCCUACACCCUAUAGUCUUUAUACAAGUCUUAUAUCUCAAGCUGUUAUACUACUUUGCUACAUUCUCUUUCAGGCUCUCAAAUAUUGAAUUAGCCCUUCUUCUAAUAGCAUACUUAUCGGUCAGCGCGGAUAGUCUAUACCAUCUAGUCCCUCUAGUUUUGUACUACGUCAGUUUUGUCGCAAUGGUCAUAUGUACGUUCAAAAUGAUUCAUGCAAAACGACAGUUUAUAGAUUUCAGAAAAUGGUCAGGUCUUUUUCUGAGAUAUAGCGAUGGGAAUCUUCAGCCAGAUGAAUCUGAAAAUCUAUUCGUAAAGAACAAUUUGGGGCCGUUUAUGCAGUUUUUCUUGGCGCUGUUCAUCAAUUUGUUUUUAUACCCUUUUAUUGCCACACAGUGGGUCCCAUUCUCCGAAUUUUGCGUCCUAUCUUUCUUCCUAAUGUUCCUCACUUUAUUCUCUUUUGGGACAAAUGGGAAUCCAUACCCAGAUGUACUGGCAUUAGUGUCCUUCGGCAUAAAUGUCCUGGCCAAGUACCCAUAUGAGAAAGACACAGUUGUACACCAAGGCUGGCGGUUUCUAGAUCUCCACAUAUCGAAUUAUCCGUCUUACAUCCUAGGAAAUAGCAUCGAGUUUUGUCUGAACGCGCGCGUGUUCUUUUCUCUAUUAAUACCUAUUAUUUUAGUCCUUAUGGCGAAGAGAAGUGAAUGGAAAGGAUUCUUCAAAUAUACCUUACCCCAUUGCGUGACUCUCAGUUGGUUGCAGAUGUUCAUUAUGUGUUCCCAUGGGUGCACUACGUAUGGUUUGAUAAGGGGCACACUUGCUUUGGUGUGCUCUUUUCUAUUCUUGCCUUUGAUAGGGGUGGUGACAGUGACCCUACCUAUAUUCGCGUUCCUACAAUACAUAACGUUGUCCAGAGUUCUGUAUACGGUUUCUAUUGUGGUAGGGUUUGGACUGAGUUUGUUUGUAACCUGCUUGCUGGCCAAGUCGGAGGUGACUAAGAAGUUCGUCACGCCGUUUCAGCUUGCUGUCGGCCUCCUAACCCUAAUCUACUUCGGCAACCAGUUCGUAGCAAACGUGCAAGAUGACGGCCUACCCUCCGGAUUAAUCGAGCUAAUUGGCGACGAGAAAGCCAGCAUCAAAAACCUCCUCAAAAACGAGUUCAUAACCGACUACGACGACAAUACUUACCACAUAAACUGGGACGAUUACUAUACCCAGUGCAACAUGCCUUCUUGGUCGGAUUAUAACAUGGCGGAAACGCAAAUCAAGUGUUCUGUACUAGAUGGCGCUAACGUCAAUUGGGAAGGCUACAUAAAAGAGGUCAAACUCAAAACUGUCGUAAACAGAUGGAAUGACUUCGCUUCGUGGUUGCCAGCGUUUUUGAAGGAGUAUUUCAAGUGUUACUACGGCGAGGAGUAUGCGACGUUAUGCCAAAAUACGGAAGGUCCAAAUUCGGUUAAGGAGUGCGAGUUUGUGAGGAGUGUUGCAAGGCAAAGCGGGAAGAGUUGCCAUUUGAAUAAUUUGGACGAAUACACCUACGAAGUAAAACUGCUUAUGGAAGCGGGCGGCGGGAUCCUAAAACGUCGUUCCGAAAUCUCCGUCAUUUUCGACCACAUAUUCUCAAACUUCACCCGGUCCCUUCGCGUCGACGACAAAAUACGCUUCAAAGGUACCCUCUCCAACGAUCCAGGUACCUACAAUAUUGGCACUAAAGACCUAGUCAUUAAGGGUCAUGAGAUAUCGUGUAUAGAAUGCAAAGACGCCUCAGGCAGUAUAAGCUCAAAAAUGCCAGCGUCUUCAAAAUUCUCGGAUUUGUUCAAAACGAUUGUCAACGACUGCGUAGUGUCAACUAAAUACAUUUUGAACUUUUUACUCAAUCCUGUAAUUGUUUUUAAGUAAGUUUUCUCGGGAUUGCUGUUGGGCGAAAUAUUUUUUCUUCAAAUACAUGCAAAAGCAAAAUAAGACUAUUAAACUGUUCAGUUCCUAAAUGGUUGAAAUAAUAAAAUUUUUGAAAUGAAGAUAUUUCUUCACGUUCAACGCGUAUUGAAUUGAUAAAUGUAUUGUUAGUGUUGCCGAAACAUCGAUAUUUUGAUAUCGAUAGUGACUGUGUAUAAUUCGAUAUACAACACUGAACGAGUUCACUUUUGUCGGUUUGAUAUGUGGUAGCAAUAAAUAAAUAUCUAUAAUAGUUGAUCUCUAAAAACGCCUAUGGUUUUAUAUGUAUCGUUUUUCAGUAAUAUGGCUAUUUACAUUUAUUUAAAAAAGUCUAAUAAUGUAUUCCAAAGCCUAUUUUUGUGGAGUGCAAUAUUUACUGUAUUAAUAUGUAUGGUGCAAUGAAAUGAAAAUAUUUUUGAACAAGUUUUUUGAAGGAUGUAUUCUCUUAUUUGAUGUUUUUAUGUAACAUUAGCAAUCAAUUAACUAAAUAAUGUAGCUUUUUCUUUCUUUCAAUAUUUUGUUGUAUUACCAGGCCUGUUCAUCUCCGCGAGUUUACAUCGAAAACAAAACACGCACGAUUGCCCCCUACAAGAGUACUAUUCGACAAGGCCUCACAUACGAGCGAACAUUGACUCACGCACGCGUAUUCUUGUGUAUGAUGGAAAAAAAUAAAGAAAAUGGUGUACUAAAUACUGUGCAGUAUUUAACUGCCUAAAUAAUAAUAAAAACACAGAAUGUACUUUUUUAAGUUGCCUCAAGACACUGAGAGGUAAAUAAGUAGUUAAUAUUAUUCAUGAUAAUUCAUGCUAAAUCAUGUAUUUCCUCCGCCAUUUUCUGCAGAUUGGCACCUCACGUCACAUCAUUUUACCGAAGUCAGCCCUAUAGCUUCGGCGCAGUACCGAUCACUGACGUUUGUCAACAAAACUUCUGACAAACUUGCUUGACUCUUGAGACAAGCUAAAUUACACCAUAUUGUUAAUGACAUUGAGCAUACAUUUUUUUAAAUACCUUCGCGAAGUAAAACUUCUGUACGUAGUACUUAUUAUUAUUCUGUGCCGCAAUCGACAAAACACAAUUUUACAGGAGAAGAGAUUUAGUGAAAUUUUUGAAUAAUAACUAAACUACGAGGCGUAUCCAAAUGGUUUGUAUAUCAAACGAUGCGUUAUUUUUUCUGGAGUAACAUAUAAUGUGCAUAAGGUUAUAGUGCUUAGAAUAUACCUUAAAAAAGGUAGAAAUACAUAUUGCCGCUUCAUACAUUGAAAGUCGGUUCCGUAAGAGUCCAUUGUGGUUUUAUUCCGGUAAAAAGUGCAAAAGUAAUCAUACAGCAAUAGUGCAUUGCAGCGUUGUGCGCUGAUCUGAAGGAUGUAUGGCGAAUACAGUAAUAGCGGUUUGCUUGAAUUUAAUGAUCGACUUGGAAAAUGUACUGGUGAAUGCUGUGUACAUUAUAUGUUCAUAUGGUCCGUAUCGAAAUGAGUACAAAGUUGAAUAUCUAGA